Messenger RNA from Larimichthys crocea (large yellow croaker), 2449 nucleotides. RefSeq lists its product as uncharacterized. The coding region runs from base 365 to 1864 and encodes 499 amino acids. Gene Ontology annotation, molecular function: protein kinase binding; cyclin-dependent protein serine/threonine kinase inhibitor activity. Gene Ontology annotation, cellular component: cytoplasm; nucleus. The record is from RefSeq and is a predicted model, not a curated record. Lineage: Eukaryota; Metazoa; Chordata; Actinopteri; Sciaenidae. The transcript has a single exon. Gene Ontology annotation, biological process: regulation of cyclin-dependent protein serine/threonine kinase activity; negative regulation of cell population proliferation; regulation of G1/S transition of mitotic cell cycle.
GGUGGGGUCACGCUGUCUGCAGGUCUGCGGGAGUGCGCACAGCACCCCCGCACUUACUUCCCAAACAAUGACCACUGCAGUGUGAUCACAAUCAACAAGUGCGGGAUGAAUUCAUAUCCCAGAUGCACUGCAGUGAUGAAGCUCUUAAUUGUUAUUAUAAGCGAUGGUUUUCCAUUAGAAAGACGAACAAAGCGCGCUAAUUAUGUUUGCGUUGCCGGGCAACUCCGGCGGCUUCCCCCCUUCACUAUAUAACAGGCGAUGGGUUUGUUUUGUCUGCAUUCGUCUGGAGGAGAGACGUCCAAAGCUGCUCCACAUCAUAGAAACAUGACAGCUCUCCGAUAAGUUUUUGACCCGUAUUAGAAUCAUGCUCAAGGCUCAGGGGAAAUCCGAUGGCCGAACAGGCACCAAGAUCCUCCUGGAGGCGAUGUCCAAAGAUAAAGUCCACCUGGCCAGGUUCGUUCUGGACGCGCUGGAUGGAGAGAUAUUGGACUCAAAAACAGAGGGCGCACAGACCCCCCUCAUCUCUUCUAUCCUGCUGCCCGACAGUCAGACUCGGUGUAAGUUUGUAGAGCUUCUGCUGCAGAGAGGAGCCAAUGUCAACUGUCAGGACGACAACGGCCGCACCGCGCUCAGUUACGCAUGUGAGAAAGGCUACCUGGAUGCUGUGAAGAUCCUGGUCAGAAACAACGCAGACCCGGAGAUCGUGGACGCAUGGGGGAACACUGCGCUGAUGUACGCCGCAGUAGCAGGACACUCGCCUGUAGUUGAGUUUUUGGUGAGGGCGUUCAAGAGGCUGGGUCUUCAGAUAGACAGGCAGAAUAAAGUUGGGAACUCUGCGGUUGAGGUGGCAAAGUUUCUCGGCCACACAGAGUGCAUCGUUGCGCUCACUAACAACUCCAGGAAGUGCCGGGAGGCUGAGGGAAAUGUGCAGCCGCGACUUAGUUUGGGAGGAGGGGAUGUAAAGGACCAACUUGAGUGGAAAGUUGGACAUUUAGGGACCAAACUUGAGGUCCUGCAAACGUGUGGCCAAGCAGAUUGCCAGUUGGUCCAAAAUAGCAGUCGACAACCGAGGACUCGGAUGAAGCCGAGUCGGCUGCCAUCGAUGGGCUCCAUAGAGGAGUUUGACAGAGAGAAUGACGGCUCUACCCCGCCUCCACAGGAGCUGGUCUUCUCCGGAGUCCUAACCCCCAACCCUCCUCCGCGGAUCUCCGACCAUUCUCCCAACUCUAAGCACCCUAAAACCGGGGAAAGGCUGACAGCCUCUGAUGAUCACCUCCCCCCUCUCAUACAAAGGUAUGAGAUUCAAAAAUCUUUAUUUUUCUCCCCCCGGCCCAAAAGAAACCCCCCCAUGACCUCUGCCCUGGGGAUCUUACUGACUCCCAUUCUGGCCAACAAAUGUGACAAUGAACGAGGGACGGAAAAAACAAAAAUGUCAGACUUCGGUACGCGCAGAUUCCACGACAGCUAUUAUCAGAAAAGAUGUAGUCUGCCAACCAGCAUCCUCAUCCCCACACCUCCGGAACGCACUCUGGUGCCUUUGCGUAAAUCCAGAACAGUGAGGAGGCGCGAAGCCUCUCCGUGCAAAGCUGAACCUCUUCAGUUUACCACACCAGCUGUCGCUACUUCAACCAAGACUUUCUCGGCGUUGAGCAACAAACUCCUGCGCCGAUUUACCUCCCCGGAGUUUAGAAAGGACGUGAAAGAGUUAGAGGAGGAUCCGGUGUUGACUUCGGGGCGGAUGCCGCGAUCAGAAACUUUUCCUCAGUGCAUAAAACAUCCCCAGGUGGGCAGUAAGCCCAGCAUCGACAGCAUCAGCUCCGUCAAGUGCGAGUUUGACUUUCAUUUCAGAACGCCAAACUCUUAGAAUCCAUAGUGCGCCGUGCGUAAAAGGUGUUUGUACUUAUCCGCUAGUGCCAAGACUAUCACGUUACUUUUAGAUCUAGUUAUAUCGGAGAUCAUCUUACUGCUACGUUCCUAAAUUCAGCUCCAAAAUAUAUUGUGAUCCUCGCUGACCCUCCCUCAAAACUUAAACGCAUUCCCUCCAGGUGAUUAGCGUGUCCAACAGCGUCGAUGUCUUAUAUUCUACAGUACAUCCGACCUGCAAAAGUUUCUGCCAUUUUAUAUCCGGACCUUACCAAAGGAAAGAGACAGUAAAGACGAACCUGAAAGCUUUUAACUACGAAUGAACAGCGAGGAAAUCAUCCAGCAGUUCAAAGCGCUGUGCGUAAAAUCCGUGCGUAAAAGCCAGCACCUGCCAGUUGGAUACUGCAGCUACAGAGUGAAACGCAAUGCCUAACUUCUAGUUUGAGUGUGUGUGCGCUUUUCUCCGGUGUUCAGCAGCAUUUGCCACUCCUUUUGGAGCGGGUGGGGGUUGCAUGGAAGGUGGAGAGGUGAUGUGCAAUAAAUUAUGAACCAUUUAAUACUCAGCAUGUUGUGUCUUUUGUGUGUG